This is a messenger RNA of Emys orbicularis (European pond turtle), 639 nucleotides long. Its product is annotated as ropporin-1. Gene Ontology annotation, cellular component: cytoplasm; motile cilium. The record is from RefSeq and is a predicted model, not a curated record. Lineage: Eukaryota; Metazoa; Chordata; Testudines; Emydidae. Bases 1 to 639 code for a protein of 212 amino acids. Gene Ontology annotation, biological process: sperm capacitation. The transcript is spliced from 5 exons.
AUGCCAUAUACAGAUAAGCAAAUAUGCAUCCCUCCAGAACUGCCAGAACUGCUGAAACAGUUUACAAAAUCUGCUAUUCGAACCCAGCCUCCAGAUCUGCUCCAAUGGGCGUCUGAUUACUUUAGUGCCGUGGCCCGUGGUGAUACACCUCCAGUAAGAGAGCGAUCGGAAAGGGUACCUUUGUCAAACUGGGCAGAACUCACUCCAGAGCUCUUAAAGGUCUUACACCAACGAGUGAGUGGCAGACUGAUAAUCCAUGUAGAUGAACUGGCCCACAUGUGGAAGGUGCUGAAUCUCCCAACAGACUUAUUUGACAGUGUUAUGAAUGUUGGUCGUUUUACCGAAGAAAUUGAAUGGCUUAAGUUUUUAGCUCUGGCAUGUAGCUCUCUUGGAGUUACUAUUGCAAAAACACUGAAGAUUAUAUGUGAGGUUUUAUCCAGCGAUUAUGACAGUGGACCCCCACGUAUUCCUUUUAGCACUUUCCAGUUUCUCUACACAUACAUUGCUGAAGUGGACGGGGAGAUUUCAGCAUCUCAUGUCAGCCGAAUGCUGAAUUACAUUGAACAGGAGGUCAUUGGACCUGAUGGCUUAAUCAAGGUGAAUGAUUUUACCCAGAAUCCACGGGUCAGACUGGAAUAG